This is a messenger RNA of Oncorhynchus mykiss (rainbow trout), 3752 nucleotides long. It is a transcript of the gene map2k5, whose product is annotated as mitogen-activated protein kinase kinase 5. Lineage: Eukaryota; Metazoa; Chordata; Actinopteri; Salmoniformes; Salmonidae. The record is from RefSeq and is a predicted model, not a curated record. Gene Ontology annotation, biological process: MAPK cascade; protein phosphorylation. Gene Ontology annotation, molecular function: MAP kinase kinase activity; protein binding; ATP binding.
CUUCCGGUGAACUUCCUGGUUUUGUUUGCAUAGCGGCUAACUUGGCUAGCUAUGUCAUUUCCAACUAUUUAAAACGCUCUUUGUAUGUCCGUGAGUCAAACUGUGUUGGAAACGUUAAAACGCACUCUCUCGUCGACAAGACCUGCAAUGGCUUGCUCUUAGUCAUGCAAGUAACGUUAGUUGAAAUGUAGUAGCUGUUAGCUAACGGCUAACUUGACAGCUAAUGUAGCUAGGAUAGGAAUAGGAUGUGCUGUUAGGAAGUUAGCCAGCCAACACUGAUUAUGUUUCUGCUUAUUCGUCUGUUAUGCUUCUACUUGUUUUAAAUAACUUCUGCGCUAUGGACACCGAGGGAAUAGAAAUCCGUAUAAAGACUCCCGUCGGGGAUAUGGACUCAUCCGUGGACUGCCCAUCACUUUUGAGCUUCAAUGACUUGUUGGUCGCUAUAAGGGAUGUCAUGCCCGAAACCACAAUCACUGCGUUUGAAUAUGAGGAUGAGGUGGGUGAUAGAAUCACUGUGAGGAGUGAUGAAGAACUCAAAGCCAUGUUGUCAUAUUACUGCAAUAAUGUGAAGGAGCAGCGGAUGAAUGGCCUACUGCCUGAGCCUCUCCAGAUAUUUCCUCGAGCCGGCAAGACUCCAGGGAUCCGGAACAUACACGGCCUGAAGGUGAACACAAGGCCCAAUGACUGUUCCCCCGCCGCCAUCGGCUCUAUGCCCAACAAUAGUCCCAGUCUAAAGAAGUCCUCCGCAGAGCUAAAGAAGAUUUUGACUAAUGGACAGAUCAAUGGCCAAGACAUACAAUACCAGGAGCAGCUUGGCCAUGGAAACGGAGGGACCGUGUACAAAGCGUACCAUCUUCUCGGCAACAGAGUGUUGGCGGUGAAGGUCAUUCCUCUGGAUAUCACAGUGGAGCUACAGAAACAGAUCAUGUCCGAGUUGGAGAUCCUCUACAAGUGUGAUUCCUCCUACAUCAUAACCUUCUACAGUGCCUUCUUUGUGGAGAACAGGAUCUCCAUAUGCACAGAGUAUAUGGACGGUGGCUCUCUGGACGUAUACAGGAGGAUCCCAGAACAUGUGUUGGGUAGGAUCUCUGUGGCGGUUGUGAAAGGCCUAACCUAUCUAUGGAGCCUGAAGAUUCUUCACAGAGACGUCAAGCCUUCCAACAUGCUGGUCAACACUAGAGGUCAAGUGAAGCUCUGUGACUUUGGAGUCAGCACGCAGUUGGUGAAUUCCAUCGCCAAGACGUAUGUGGGAACUAACGCCUACAUGGCACCGGAGAGGAUAUCUGGGGAACAGUAUGGUAUUCAUUCAGACGUCUGGAGCGUGGGCAUCUCCUUCAUGGAGUUGGCACUGGGCGCUUUCCCCUAUCCACAGAUUCAGAAAAACCAAGGAUCUUUAAUGCCUCUCCAGUUACUGCAAUGCAUCGUUGAUGAGGAGCCUCCUGUUCUUCCUGUGGGUCAGUUCAGCCAGAAGUUUGUCCACUUCAUCACACAGUGCAUGAAGAGACUCCCCAAAGAGAGGCCUGCUCCUACCAACCUUAUGGACCAUGCCUUCAUCCUGCUCUACGAUGAUGGCAAUGCGGAGGUGGUGUCCAUGUGGGUGUGUCGCUGCCUAGAGGAGAGGAGAGCCCAGGCUCAGGGACAGAUGUGACCCCGUAAACACAGGAGAUCAAGUUAUAGCGGUCAAGGGUAUCAUGUAGGGCCAGGAUGAUACCAGUAUCUCUAUACUCGUUAAUAUCGUGGCAAAGAAACAAAACACCAAGCGCUUUUAACUUCAUUAGGAAAACAGUCCUGAUGUUGGAAACAAAACAUCUUUAUGAUGUCAUCCAGAGUCACAUGUAUUUAUUUUCUAUCUAUAGCUCACAAUAUUUUACAUACAGCAGGUGUUUAAAGGACUGAAAGAGUUUGGUCUGCUUUGUGUUUUCAUUUUUGCCAUAGAAACAAUAUUGCGAUACUGGUAUGGUCCCGGCCCUAAUAUCAUGCCCCAAUCUCUCUGGACUUUCACCAUUCGUGAACCCCAGGAGUGGACAGUAAACAUCAAAGACACGGUUUCUAAAACGUAUUGAAGACGUCCAUGGUGUAAAGAGGGCGUCUGUACGGCCAACGUCAGUAAGCCAAGAGGAUACUGGAUCUUUACAACUGAACGUUCGUUACAAGUGGAACUUUGUUAUCUGGGCCCUUGGCAUGUUGACUGAUGUCUUGAUGGUGUCUCCUGGCGACUCUUACACUCCAAACCUGGCUGUGUGUUGACGCUGCUUUAUCAAUGAAUUUACAAGUGAGUGGGACUUAUUCCGUGACUGUUUGCCUACUUAGUUAUGUCUAACUCAGAGAGGCUUUAGACAGAAUGUCAGAGUAAGUGAUCAACGAUGAGAUGGGGCUUGAAAACCCAAAUGGCUUUACAAUAACAAAUAAGUGCUAUUUUCCAGGAUGACGCUCGGAUAACCUGUUACACUUUAUUGUUGGCAGCUUUCUAGUGAAUGUGGAGGUGUGGCGGUGUGUACGGCAGUAACCCAUGUGUGUGUACGGCAGUAACCCAUGUGUGUGUCGGUAUGUACGGCAGUAACCCAUGUGUGUGUACGGCAGUAACCCAUGUGUGUGUACGGCAGUAACCCAUGUGUGUGCGGCAGUAACCCAUGUGUGUGUACUGCAGUAACCCAUGUGUGUGUACGGCAGUAACCCAUGUGUGUGUACGGCAGUAACCCAUGUGUGUGUGCGGCAGUAACCCAUGUGUGUGUGCGGCAGUAACCCAUGUGUGUGUGCGGCAGUAACCCAUGUGUGUGUGCGGCAGUAACCCAUGUGUGUGUGCGGCAGUAACCCAUGUGUAUGUACGGCAGUAACCCGUGUGUGUGCGGCAGUAACCCAUGUGUGUGUCGGUAUGUACGGCAGUAACCCAUGUGUGUGUGCGGCAGUAACCCAUGUGUGUGUCGGUAUGUACGGCAGUAACCCAUGUGUGUGCCGGUAUGUACGGCAGUAACCCAUGUGUGUGCCGGUAUGUACGGCAGUAACCCAUGUGUGUGUACGGCAGUAACCCAUGUGUGUGCCUAAUGUUUUUACAAUGACGCUUCUGUGACAUUACUUUACCUCAUCGAGAUACACUAUAUAUAUAUGAAAGUAUGUGGACACCACUUCAAAUUAGUGGAAUUGGCUAUUUCAGCCACACUCGUUGCAGACGGGUGUAGAAAGUUGAGCACACAGCCAUGCAAUCUCCAUAGACAAACAUUGGCAAUAAAAUGGCCUUACAGAGGAGCUUAGUGAAUUUCAACGUGGCACUGUCAUAGGAUGCCACCUUUCCAACAAGUCAGUUUGUAAAAUGUCUGCCCUGCUAGAGCUGCCCUGGUCAACUGUAAGUGCUGUUAUUGUGAAGUGGAAACGUCUAGGAGCAACAACGGCUCAGCGGCAAAGUGGUAGGCAAUACAAGUUCACAAAAUGGGACCGGCAAGUGUUGAAGCGCGUAGUGUAAAGAUCAUCUGUCCUCAGUUGCAACACUCCCUACCGAGUUCUAAACUGCCUUUGGAAGCAACGUCAGCACAAUAACUGUUUUGUCGCGAGCUUCAUGAAAUUGGUUUCCAUGGCCAAGCAGCCAUACACAAGCGUCGGCUGGUGUAGUGUAAAGCUCGCCGCCAUUGGACUCUGGAGCAGUGGAAACACGUUCUCUGGAGUGAUGAAUCACACUUCACCAUCUGGAAGUCCGACAGACAAAUCUGGGUUUGGCGGAUGCCAGGAGAACGCUACCUGCCCCAAUGCAUAGUGUCAAC